UUUGGCUGGCGAUGAGUGGAAACGGCGGGGUCAGGUAGGGGUCAGCGAGAACGUCUUCCUGCUGGAGAUCCCGUGCCACGCUGCAUCCUCUCCCAUUCACACCCGGCUCUUGUCUGGACCUUAUCACGGCACUGGUUACGUCUUUUAAAGGAUCCUUUGCAUUAUUUACGUCGUUUGCAAGUUUGGUUGGCCGGAGGUUUGGGCCGAGGCUUUCGGCGGCGUGCGGGAGUCAGCGGGCUGCUGUGAGCACGUUCUCCGUCUCCUGGCGUGAGCGGCGCGGCCUGGUUAUGCCGGUCAGGAACAAGUCCAAAACGGCCACCAGAGACUCGGGCCAGAAUGUAGAUAGUGGUUCGGAGGAGGAGGAGGAAUUUAAGCCCGAGAAUAACCGAGGCGAUUCAGACAUUGUCAAAUCUCCUAGUGACCCCAAAGAGUACAGGUAUAUCAAACUAGAAAAUGGUUUAAAUGCACUCUUAAUCUCGGAUAUGUCCAUUGAUAAGUCUGAACCAGAUAAGCAGAUUGAGGAAGAUGAAAGUGAUAGUGAUGAUGACAGCUCUGAGAGUUUGUCAAAUAAUGAUUCUGCUGAAGAUUCAUCAGGGGACUAUGAAGAAGAUGAAUUUGAAGAUUCACAACAUUGUAUUGGGAAAAAGAAAUCAGAGAAGCAGUCAGCAGCUGCCCUUUGUGUUGGGAUUGGAAGUUUUAGUGAUCCCGAUGACCUUCCAGGAUUAGCACAUUUUUUGGAACACAUGGUCUUUAUGGGGAGUGAAAGAUAUCCUGAUGAGAAUGGUUUUGAUGCUUUCCUGAAAAAACAUGGUGGUAGUGACAAUGCAUCAACUGAUUGUGAACACACCGUGUUUCAGUUUGACGUCCAGAGAAAGUACUUUAAGGCCGCCCUUGAUAGGUGGGCACAAUUUUUCAUUGGCCCCUUAAUGAUCCAAGACACCAUUGAUCGUGAAGUAGAGACAGUAGAUAGUGAGUUUCAGCUAGCUAUGCCAUCUGAUUCAAGUAGAAAAGAAUUAUUAUUUGGAAGUCUUGCUAGACCUGGUCAUCCUAUGGGAAAAUUCUUUUGGGGAAAUUCACAGACACUGAAACAUACACCAAAAGAGAAAAACAUUGAUACCUAUGCUAGACUUAAAGAGUUUUGGAAGCGCCAUUACUCUGCUCAAUACAUGACUCUGGCUGUCCAGUCAAAAGAAAGCCUGGACACUUUAGAAGCAUGGGUGAAGGAAAUUUUUUCUCAAAUACCAAACAAUGGUCUUCCUAAACCAGAUUUUUCUGAUAUCGGGGGUCCCUUUGAUACACCUGCUUUUAAUAAACUUUAUAGAGUUAUUCCUGUGAAGAAUGUUCACUCUCUGAAUAUAACUUGGGCGCUGCCACCUCAGAAACAGUAUUACAGGAUAAAGCCACUCCAUUAUAUAUCAUGGCUUAUUGGACAUGAGGGUAAAGGCAGUAUCCUGUCCCUGCUUCGCUCCAAGUGCUUGGCUCUUGCCUUAUUUGGUGGAAAUGGUGAAACUGGAUUUGAACAAAAUUCAACAUAUUCUGUGUUCAACAUCUCAAUUACGUUAACUGAUGAAGGCUAUCAGCAGUUCUAUGAGGUUGCACAUAUUGUGUUUCAAUACAUGAAAAUGUUACAGAAUCUUGGACCUCAGGAGAGAAUUUAUAAAGAGAUUCAAAAAAUUGAAGAUAAUGAAUUCCAUUACCAGGAGCAGACUGAUCCCAUCGAUUUCGUAGAAAAUGUUUGUGAAAAUAUGCAGCUUUUUAAAAAAGAAGAUUUUCUCACUGGAGACCAAUUACUGUUUGAGUACAAGCCUGAGGUUAUUGCUGCUGCUAUCUCCCAACUGAUCCCACUGAAAGCAAAUUUGAUUCUCCUUUCUCCCAACAAUGAAGGAAAAUGUACUCUCACAGAGCGGUGGUUUGGGACGGCAUAUAGUGUUGAAGAAGUUGACAAAUAUUGGGCUGAAACAUGGGCAAGUGAUUUCCCUUUGAAUCCUGCCCUUCACCUGCCAGAAAAGAACAAAUACAUAGCAACUGACUUUACACUGAAGAGCUCUGAUUGUACUGAUACCAUGUAUCCAGUGAAAAUCUUAGAUGUUAAGAGUGGAUGCUUAUGGUACAAAAAAGAUACAAAGUUUCAGAUUCCUAAAGGUUAUAUCCGAUUCCACUUGAUAUCGCCUCACAUCCAUAAAUCUGCAGAAAACUUGGUGCUGUUUGAUUUAUUUGUGAAUAUUGUGGCUCACAACCUAGCUGAACCUGCAUAUGAAGCUGAUGUUGCACUGCUGGAGUAUAAACUAGUGGCUGAAGAGCAUGGAUUAGUCAUCAAAGUGAAGGGAUUUAACCACAAACUUGGGCUUCUGUUUCAGCUCAUCAUUGAUCAUCUGGCCAAUUUUGCAACCACUCCAGAUGUGUUUGGAAUGAUUGUAGAACAAUUAAAAAAGAGUUACUUCAAUGUUUUGAUCAAACCUGAAAAACUGGGAAAAGAUGUACGCUUAUCAAUUCUGGAACAUGAACGGUGGUCUUUGAUGCAGAAGUACCAGACCUUGAUGAAAGAUGGAAUCUCAAUUGAAGCACUGAUGUCGUUUGUGAAGAACUUUAAAUCCCACCUUUUUGUAGAAGGACUAGUGCAAGGAAAUUUCACAAGCAAAGAGUCCAUUGAAUUUCUAAAUUAUAUUGUGAAGAAGCUGCAGUGCAAACCACUGGUGAAGGAUGUACCUGUGCAGUUCAGGGUUGUGGAGUUACCUAAUAAGCCACAUGUGUGCAAAGUAAAGUCUCUGAACAAAAAUGAUGCCAAUUCAGAGGUCACUGUUUAUUAUCAGUCAGGUUGUCACAAAGUAAGGGAAAAUGCCCUUAUGGAACUACUUGUUAUGCACAUGGAAGAACCUUGUUUUGAUUUUCUGAGGACAAAAGAAACACUUGGGUACCAUGUGUAUCCUUCCAGCCGAAAUACUUCUGGAAUCUUGGGGUUCUCAAUCACAGUGGAAACACAGGCAACAAAAUUUAAUACUGAAGUAGUAGACAAGAAAAUUGAAGAAUUUCUGAAAAGCUUUAAUAAAAGAUUAAUGUCAAUGAGUCAGGAUUCCUUCAAUGCUCAGGUAACUGCAUUGAUUAAGCUUAAGCUCUGUGAAGAUACACAUCUAGGAGAGGAGGUAGACAGAAAUUGGGAUGAAGUUUUUACGCAACAAUAUCUGUUUGACAGGCUUACCCAUGAGAUUCAAGCUCUUAAGUCGUUCAGCAAAACAGAUUUGGUGAACUGGUUCAGUGAUCAUCAGGGAAAGAAGAGUAAAAAACUUAGUAUUCAUGUAAUUGGAUAUGGGCGACAUGAACCCGAUAAGACCACAGACUCCACAUGCGAAGCUCAGCCUGUGGGUGGAGAAAAUAACCAACUAACUUUCGUAUCUGUGUCUCCUCUGAUGAAAGAUGCAAUUGCCAUUAACAACAUCUCUGCUUUCACUUCAAGUCUAAAGCUUUACAAUUUUCAUAAGAUUUUGAAAUGAGGUUAGUUAAAUCAAACCAUAAGAAUGUGGUGUGUUGCUUAGAAUGUGCAGUUGACAUAUAAAAUGAAAUCUGAUUAGUGUUUCUGCUUUGAGCAAAGGCAUUUCGCCAUGAACUGAUAUAUUUCAAAAGUAUGUUAAUAUAACUAAGAGUUUAUUAUGAAGUUUAUGCCUUUAUGGAUCAUCCAAUAAUGUGCACCAAUUCACUGAGGCGCAGGUACAAGUAGAUAUUUAAAUGAUAAUGCACUUUGGUUUGCCAUUACUUUUCCUUUUGGGGGAAAAAGUCAUAACAGUUUGGCAAUAAUUUUCUUGAGAAGAGGUAUUAUGAAUGCUUCCUGAUCAUAGUAAGCCUCAAACCUGACACACCAGUUCUGCAUGAGAAGUAAUCAUUAUCCAGCCUUAGUUAAUUCUCCAAUGGACUGGUGUUCUUAAAAAGCAAACUGAUACUUUUGCAAAGAAAACAAUAACUAAUCUUUAAUUAAAGCUGUGAGGGAGUUGUUUUAAAUUGUAGUGUUUGAUUUUAUUGCUUUCUAGUUUUGGUGGGGAGUAGGGACAUUUUAAAUUUCCUGUAAGAAUUAUAAUUCUGUAAUCAGAAUAAAUACAAUUCAUAAGUUGAAACUAACUGGUGUUUUCUUUUUAUUUAAAUGUCAUUGAUAUUUUAGAAUACUUAAAUUACCAUAAAGGUGGUUGCAGUGGGAAUUAAUUGACAGGGGAUGGAGACUGAAAAUUCCUAGUCAUGUUCUUUUUCAAUCUUAGAUUGUGGUUGCUAACUAUAUAUUAGAGUACCUUAGAACUUAAAGUGGAAAGGCUUGCUUCUGACGUUUUAUUUUGUCCUAACAUUUGAAAGUUCUGGAAGGGUUAUACUUUAUUGUGGUUUUAUUUUUAUAGCUCAAAAUGAAAGUGAAAAAAUAAGCUAGAAUUUGAGUGAAAAAAAAAUUGUGCAUACAAUUUUAAAAGGAGCAAACAAUAUUGAUUCUGGUUUCUAAAAAAAAAAGUCAUGAAUUUCUACACAUCAAUAACCUUAAAAGACAUAGCAUGUAUUAAAAUGUGCAUCCAAGCAAAUUUAUUAUACUUGAGCAUAACUACUGGAAGAAUUCAGUGGGUCAAGAAGCAUCUGUGGAGGCAGAAGGAAUGUUGGUGUUUCAGACUGAGAUGGGGAGGAAAGGUGGCCAGCAUAUACAGGAGCUGCUAAGUAGGACCAGGUUUGGGGGAGUGAGGAAUGCUGGGCAGAUGGAGGAUAAGGAUGGAAAAGAUGAAAAGGAGAGGGAACCUGGGUUGACUGUUGGCAGUAGAAAGGAACAGGAGUGUACUACUUGAAAGUAGAAAAUUCAACAUUCAUGCCAUGGGUUUGCAAGUUACCCAAGUGGAAUAUGAGAUGCUGUUCUACUGUUUGUCUUGUCUUUAAUUGACUACUACUGAGGAAGAAUGAUGGUUUCCACUGAACUCAAAUUGGAAAGGUAUAUAUUUGUUCUUAGAUGACUUUUUUCCCCUCCCUUCAAGCUGUAUAUAAGAAUUUGACAUUAGAAAGUUGCAGCAAAUAAAUCUGCAUUCUAUUUAACAAAUCUGGGGAAAACUAGUAGCACACAGGUGAGAUUGAAUGUUUUAUAAACUUAACUAGCUGCCCUUACAGAUGUAUUCAGCAAUUGGUCACAGUUAGGGCAGCAAGUUUCAAUCAAAUACACUUAAAAUUGGCUAUUUGUAAAUAAUUUGAUUGUUUUUAACUGGCAAUACUUAAACUUGCAUGUGAAAGAUUUGAAUGAUCAUCAAAUUAUGAAACUUGGUCUCCACACAAGUUAGUGUAUUUAGAGAGGAAGUAUAAGGAAAAACUGUACCAUUUGCUCGCUUCUUACCAAUUUUAAAUGGGUGAUCACUUUGAAAUCAGCAGAUAUUCUAAAUUAAACAGUUACCAAAUUAUUGAUUCUGAAGUUGCUGCAGUCUACAGAAAUAACUCCAGGGUGAUGCUAAAAAGGCAGUUCAAAAAUUUUGAGACCAGGCAUGCAUUAGGAUGGUGUUGCCAAUGGUAUUCAUGGCUUAAAAAAUGGUUAGCUUCAGGAGCUGCUAUUGAGAUGUUAAAAUAUAAAGCUGCUGCUAAUAGUUGGUGACUAUGAGCAGAUAACCUUUCCUGCAGCUUAAGCAGGGCACUAAGUUUUUGAGUCACAAAGUUCCUUCCAUAUUCCCACUGUAUAAAAGUUGUGAACUGCUGUAAGCCCAUCUUUGCAUGAUUGUACAGGAGUAUUAAUUCUAGUAAUCUCCUUUCAGCUUGUGCAAGGUGUAUUUUGUCAAUAGUGAAAAGGCAGAAGUAUUAAUGAGAAGAGAAACUAGGGAUCCAAAUGUAUAAUGAACAUGUAU
This is a messenger RNA of Mobula hypostoma (lesser devil ray), 5834 nucleotides long. RefSeq names its product nardilysin-like. Bases 288 to 3488 code for a protein of 1066 amino acids. The transcript is spliced from 31 exons. Gene Ontology annotation, biological process: proteolysis. Gene Ontology annotation, molecular function: metal ion binding; metalloendopeptidase activity. The record is from RefSeq and is a predicted model, not a curated record. Lineage: Eukaryota; Metazoa; Chordata; Chondrichthyes; Myliobatiformes; Myliobatidae.